CACAGCGCUAGCAGGGUAGUGCGUUCGGCGUGAGGCCAGCGGCCGCUCUGUUCCUUCGUUCUCCUCCUCCCCUGGGCCCGCAGGGGAGAGUGACACUCACCAGGCGGCUCCGUCCCGGCGGCAGCCCCCCGCGUACCCCUGCGUGUCUGAUAAGCAGUGUCUGAGGAGCGAAGGACCUGAGAAAGGGAGCACCUGCUCUUGAGGUCGCAAAGGUGCUAAAGCAUGGCUGACUUGGAUCACAACCUAAGUCUCGCAGAUGCUCUGACAGAGCCGCCUCCUGAAAUUGAGGAAGAGGUGAAAAGGGACUUCAUUGCCACACUGGAAGCAGAGAAAUUUGAUGACGUGGUUGGAGAAACAGUAGAUAAAACUGACUAUGUUCCUCUGCUGGACGAUGAUGAUGCAAAACCUGGGAGCCAGGAACCAAAGAGCAAACCCCAUGCAGAUGGUAUUCAGGUGGAAAAUACUUCAGCUUCUGGGCCAACAGUUGUAGAAAAUGGUGACCAUGGAAUAGAUCACCGCACAGUAUUCCCAGGAGAGAACAUGGAUGAAAAGCUGUCUUACAAAGAAUUUCUUGAUCGCAAUGAGUCCUGGACAAUGGAUGACAGAGACCUGUGCUUUGAAUCACAGCCAGUAUUCAAACCCAUGGAGAUGGCUGAUUCCUUCAGCAUGCACAGAGGGGACAAUCUGCCUGACUUAUCAUUUCCUACUGACAUGAAGAAUGUGCCGCUGUUCACUGACCAUGUUGACACUUCCAGAGGCAUCCAUGCACCACAUGAAUCUAUGAUGGUACCUGGACAACCUUUCUUGGGGGCCCUGUAUUCGCCUGCAGAGGCUCUAGACCAGUCAUCCUUCAUUGACUUGGAUUCAACAGCAGAAUUUCUGCAAGACAAAGCAGUGCCUGAAGAACACUGGAUGGGAGUUCAGCAUGAUGUGAAGGCACCAGAUGCCUCUUUCUUUGUUGAGCCACCAGUGCCCACUGCUGUGACAGAAGCAAUGAACCAGAAUUUGCCGGAAGGCCCUGCUCCUGGUUUCCUUCCUACUGCGGUAACAACAUCCCCAGGAGAGGCCAAUGCUACUGACAGACUGAACGUUGCGGCAUCAGGAGACACCAAGCCUCUUCAAGCUCUGGAUGCUGGAUUUGCACCCACAGUGGAAGCCAACCCUUUUCAGGCUAUGGAUAUUGGGUUUGCUCCUGCACCAGAAGUCGAGCCUCCUAAUGCUGUCAAUGCAUCUGCUCCAGUGGCAGACACCAGCUUCACCCCAGCAGAUGCUAUGUCCCAUUACACUAUGGAUUUGGAGUUUGCCCCAGCAGAAGAUGCAGGGUUUGCCCCAGCAGCAGAUAUGGAAUCUCACAAUGCUAUGGAUUUGGCAUUUGCCCCAGCAGCAGAUGUGGAAUCUCACCAUGCUGUGGAUAUGGCAUUUGCCCCAGCAACAGAUACUAAAUCUCAUCAUGCUAUGGAUUCAGAAUUUUCCCCAGGAGCACAUGCAGAGUUUGCCCCUGAAGCAGAAAUCAGCUAUGUUCAUGCUGUGGAUUCUGGGUUUGCUCCUGUAGCAGACACCAAGCCUCUUACUGCCAUGGAUUCUGGGUUUGCUUCUGUAGAAGCUAAGUCUGCCACUGCAACUGACACCAAGACCGCUGCUUCUGAAGAGCUGAUGACUUCUGAGUCUUCUCUUGAGCAAGACAAGUCACCCUUCAGCAAGCCUCCUGCAGAAGCAACUGCAAAUGUGGAACAAGAAUUGAAAGACCCAGAAGGCUGUGUUGAUCUUUUAGAGCAAGCUAAAGUUGGCAAACCACCUCCCAGCAACCAGGAAGAGCAUCUUCUGGAGCAGACAAACCAUCUUUCAGAACCAGCAGUUCCAGUAGAAGCAAAAGAAGCUGUUGCACUAGAAAAUAAAGACCUCCUUCCAGAAAAAUCUCUUACUGCUGUGGAUGUUACUGUUACAGAGAAACAAAAGGAGGAGGCAGAACACAACCAUGUCCAACAUGCAGAAUCUCAGCAAGAAAAAACCCUGCAGGAGCCCACAGGUCUACCUACUGCACAAAUAAGGCAAGCUAACAAAUCGAGUGAACGCAGGUUUGGCAGAGCAAAACCUGCGCCAGUGCCUAUUACAGAUGUACCAGAGGAACGUCUAAUAGGUCUCCCACAACAGAAGAGCACUGACCCAAAAGUAGACCCCUAUUCUGUAGUGGAAAUUGGAUGUGUGGCUGGAACAUCCCCUCGCACUAGGGUUUCAUAUAAAAAGGCAACUGAGCAUCCAGCCAGUGUGCUCUCAGAGUCUGUGGAAAGCUGCAGAGAUCUACCAAGGGAGAGCUGGGAUUUGGAAGGCUCUCUGGCCAUUGUGAAGAAAAAGAAAAAGAAACCAAAACAAAAGAGAAACCAGCUGCCAAGAACAAUGGAGUUCUGGGAUGAAAAUGGAACAGUGUCAAAAGCUUCUAGAAAUUCUCCAUUUGCUGUUGAAUUGCAAAAGCCAGAUGUCUGUCCUGUAAUGCCUGCUGAAGCUCGCAUGGAGCAGUCAGUUGCCUCAGGAAACAGAGUUUCAGAUAUGGCAAAGGAUCUUAAAAAAAUAACUGGAAGUCAUAUCCUGGAUGAGCAAAAUGCCUUUUCGGUGCCAGCACCAGGAGAGCAGGCCCCAAAACCCAAUGUGCCUUUAGAAUCGGUGUUGGAUGCAAAAAAUAGAGAGGUCAUGAAAACAGAAGAAAUGAGAGAUGACAGUUUGAUGUUGCAAUCUAAAGGCAAAACAAAAGAGUUUCCCUUGGAGCAGCUAGGGAAGACUAAGGUGGGGGAAUCUGUUACAGCAAAGGGGCCAGCCAAGGCCAUAGAAAGAGAUUUUCUUGAUAAAAAUGCGAUAAGAGAUAAGGAGGCUAAAUCCACAUCCCCCAGGAGUGAGGCAUUCACUGACCCUGUCCAUUGUGAGGUUCAGACCUCCAGCAGGUCACUGGAAGCAGCAGCAAAGAAAAGAGGUACUUGUGAAAAAAGCAAAGGGGUUGAAAAUGAACCCUUCAAACAGCCAGCCCUUCCAGAGGCUGUGGGCCUGUCGGACAGGCUUCCUAAUGAGACAAAGGCAACUGAUGAAACUAAAACAGUGUCCCCCAGUAAGUGCAUGGCUGUUGACUUUCCUACUUCAGAGGGAGAUUUGAAGCUCCCAACAGAUACUACAGAAAUUCCUGUUGCACCAUUAGUAGUGCCAAACCCCAAGGAAGUUACAGCUUUGCAAAACAGAAAGGCCGAUAGUUUUUCAGAGCAGCCAUUUCUUCUGUCAGCGAAGUCUAAUGCAACCAAACAUCCCACCUCCACUGAAGCAGUGGACAGAACGAUGGGAGCAGGUUCCCCUGAUAAAAACAAAGGGAAAGGAUUUAUUGCAUUGGAGCAGCAGGCUGGAAGAGAUCCCGAUAUUGCACAUGGGAUGGACAGACCUAGAAAAAAGCGUGGUGAAGGGAAAGUAAAAAAAAUCAAGAGCUUUUCUGAGCAGGUGAUGUUUUCAGAGGAUGUAAGCAGACUAAAUGAUGGAGUGAGGAUAGAUGAGACUAGAAAAGAUACAAUUUACCCUGAUAAAGGUAGAGGUUUUGCUGCUAGAGGACAUCCGUCAGUAACCAUUGCACAUGCUUAUCCUGUAGACAAGCCCAAAAAAAGAGGUAGUGAUGGAAGAAGCAAAAAGGGUGAAAGAAGUUUCUUCCAGCAGCCUUUUCUUGAGAGUAAGAUGGACCUGAGUAGCUUUCCUGACAUUACUGGUAAGCCUGAGGAGAUUAGUGUUAGUGAUAAAGGCAAAGAGAGGGUCUGGGUUACUGGCGAGUGUUUUCAGGAGAAUAUAUCAGAUAUAAGUAAAAUGCAAAGGCCAAUUGAACUGGGAACAGAGGAGCCUAAAGAAAAUGUUGGAAAUAAAGAAAUAGCCAAUUUGGGUGCUUUAGACCAACCAUUCCUGCUGGAGAGUAGGAGAGUGGAAGCAGAGCAUCUUGUUAUGGCUGACAUGAUCAGCAAAACAGAAGAGAUAGAUUUGAUUAACAAAGGCAAGGAGGCUGGAAUAACUUCUGAAUCAAUGGUGAGGAAUUCUGAUGCACUGCUGGUGGCAGACAAACCUAGAAAGAGGAGCAGUGAGGGGAAAAGAAAAAAACAUGAAAAAAGUCCUCUGAGGCAGGCAGUUCUCUGGGAUGCUGGGGUGGAAACAAGCAAUUUUCCAAGCAAACAGAAGGUGGCUGGAAGCACAAAAGAAAUUACCUUUGGCAAAGAUAAGGUGUCUGGUUUUGAAAGAGAACUUGAGCUGGAGAAUCUGUCAGGUAUAACCAGAGAGGUGCUGGCAAAGCCUGAAAUACCAGGUGGUGAUAGAAAAAGUUUCUCAAAUCAGCCAAUUCUUUCAGGUCAUAAAACAGAGACAUCAGAGCCAGAAAUUGUCAACACUAAAGAAACUUGGCCUGUGAACAAAGGUAAGGAAGUAGAUACAGCUGAGCCUCAGCCAGAGUGCAGGUCAGAUGCAGCUGCGGCACACAGUCUGACCAGGGGACCAAUGAUGGACAAGCCUAAGAAAAAAAGUAGAGAUGUGAAAGGCAAAAAAGAAGAAAAUAGUCUUGAGUGCUCUGUACUGAGUCCAGGUAACAUCCCUGUGGUAGGUGAAGAGUUGGGAAACAUUAAACAAACUCAACCUUUUGAUAAAGGCAAAGAGACUAAUUCCAGUACCUUAGCCAGUCUGCUAGGUGACUUGACUGGUACUACUGAAGUACAAGCUCCUGCUGUACCUCUGGAGCCAGAAAAGUCACACACAAGUAGUAAAGAGAAAUGCAAAAAGACAGAGGCUAACGUUCAUCAGCCAUUCCUUCUGGAGCAUAAAGCAGGUGCGGAGAUGUUUCCUCCUCGUGAUGUGGAGAUAACCAACAAAUUUGAAGCAGGAAGUCCCUCUCCUUGCAGCAGUAGUGGGGGACUGCCUGUCCUAGAGCACCCAACAGUGGCAGAUCGCACUGUGACUACAGUUACAGAUAGAUCUAAAAAGAGGGGUCAUGAUGGAAGUAGUAAAAAGGCUAAAAAUGCCUCUGAACAGCCUGUUCUUCUAGAGACAAAACCAAUCAGGAGUGAAGUACAGCCUCCCGUGGGAUCUGAGAUGGCAUAUGGAAUGGAAGCCAUGGAUUUUGUAGAUGAAAAUAGAAAUAUUAAAAACUUCCCUGUUGGCCCUCAGAUGUUUUGGAAUAAUAAAGGCAAUGAUUUGGAAUCCUUUGCUCAGACAGCGGGGACUGCCUCUGAUAACACUGACAGUGUUUCUUCUAGCUUCCCAAAGCAGACUGAUGAGGGUGCAAGAAGUAAGGGGCUUCCUCCUCUGGAAGCAACAGCAGAGAAAAGCAGCAAAGAGCCUGGACCUGGUGCUGAGGAGGAGAUACAGAAAUCUUGUGAGCAGCCAAUCAAUCUAGGACACAAAGAGCCUGGAAAAGAGGUUUCAAAGAAAGAUGGUGAAACCAAGGAGGUUGCUUCCCAUGAUGGCAGUGAGGCAGGUAAACCCCUUUCUUUGGAUCAGUCAGUUAAACAGGACAUUAAGUCAAAGAAGGAUGAAGUUCCUCUUUCUCCUGUGACAAAGGUGGAUGAUACAGAAAUAACAACCACUGAUAAAAAACACAGCACUGACAACAUUUCCUCAGACCUUCCUCAGAAGGUGGCAGAUUCAGAAAGUAGACCAGCUCCUGUGAGUGCCAAAGGGACAGAGAAACUAGAGGUAACUGUCUCUUCUAGAGGGAAGGAUCCAGAACUUGUGGUACUGGAGAGCAGAGCAGAAGCAGCCGUGUCGCAGGUUGUGGCAGAAGCGCCAGUGGAGAGUAAACCUGAAGAGCCUAAGUUGGAUGGAGGCAAGAAGAGUGAGCAGAGCUCACCAAAGUACUUGAGCAGUUUGGACAGUAAAGUGAUGGAAGCAGAAGCUGCUGGUUUAAAUCUGGCAGCUGCCCAAACAACCAAACUAAGUCCUGACGAUAAUGAUAAAGGUCAUUCUCAGCUUGCAGAAGUGGAUGCUUCUCAGGAUGGGGAAGCUCACCUAAAGGAUGCCCUGGCAUUGAAGUCUGAAGUAGAUACACCUCAAGACGCAACUAAAGAAAAGGAAGGAGAGUGUGAACAAAAAGUUGUGAAGGAGGCAAAGAAAGAGAGAGUUAAAGCAGCAGAACAGAUAAAAAGCUACAUGAGACCCACAAAGGCAAGAGGGGUGCCAGCUCUGCCAGCCAGGUCUGCUGUGCCAGACAGAGAGAAACAAAAGCAGCUGAAACCCACUGGUAUGGGCCGGCAGAAGCAAGAAAAAGCAAAACUAGAAGAGGCUAAACCAGUUGAAGCUGUGACAGGGAACGAUAUCACAGCACCUCCCAACAAAGAGCUUCCUCCCAGCCCUGAGAAGAAGACAAAGCCUGCCAUAUCCACGUCAUCUACAAAGCCUGCAGCAACGAAAGCCAGGCCCCUGUCCGCUACCAGCCCCAAGCGGCCACUCUCUGCCUCGCCUGGCCUAAACAAAAAACCCACGAGCCCUGCUGCAGGUCCUACUUCAGCCACUACUACUAAACGCCCAGCCACCAGCACUACACGUCCCUCAACCCUAGCUCCAAAAGAGACUAAACCAAAGGUUGCAGAUGCGAAGACCACAGAUAAGCCGACCUCACUUUCAAAGCCUCCGACAACUGCCACUUCUAAAACUACUGUUAGGAGCAGCCCUGUUACUCCUAAGACAACAGCAGCAUCACCAGUUGCUGCAACUGCUGCUGCGAAAAAUAAUGCUACUUCUCCACCGAAGAGGCCAACAUCCAUCAAGACUGAUGCAAAGCCUGCAGAUGCCAAGAAGACCCCUGCAAAGUCACCAUCAGCAGACUUGAGCCGCCCUAAGAGUGCUACUGGAAAUGCAGUAAAAAGCAGCACCACCACUUCUACCACCUCCUCCAGUGCACCUACUUUACCUGGAGUAGCCACCAGUCGUCCCAAACCCAAGCCUGCUGCAACCAAACCCACCACAACCUCUACCACAACACCAGAUGCUAAAAAACCAAUUGCCAAGGUUCCAGCUAAACCCAGCAACGUUUCCAAGCCACCUCGCCCCACCAGCAGUGCUUCUGCUCCAGAUCUGAAAAAUGUACGUUCCAAAAUUGGAUCAACAGAUAACAUUAAGCAUCAGCCUGGUGGAGGAAAGGGGAAAAUAGAGAAAAGGCCAGAAUCAGCCGCUGCUGCACGAAAGUCUGAACCCAAUGUGGUCUCUAAAAUGGCUACUACUAAAACAACCGUAUCAAAAGAGGGUGCCCCAAAACAGCUCAAUGGGAAAGUCCAGAUAGUCUCCAAAAAAGCGAACUACAGCCAUGUUCAGUCCAAGUGUGGUUCCAAGGACAAUAUUAAGCAUGUCCCUGGAGGUGGGAAUGUGCAGAUCCAGAACAAGAAAGUUGACCUUUCCAAAGUGUCCUCGAAGUGUGGCUCUAAAGCAAAUAUCAAGCAUAAGCCAGGGGGAGGAGAUGUCAAAAUUGAGAACCAGAAGCUGAACUUCAAGGAGAAGGCCCAAGCCAAAGUGGGUUCUUUGGACAAUGUGGGACACUUGCCAGCAGGAGGAACUGUGAAGGCUGAGGGGAGCGCGGAGCCAGAGCAGCUCCCGCCAGCCCCUCAGAACGGAGAGGUGACAGCGGCCCAGGCAGGCAGUGAGAUGCGGGAGAAUGGCGUAGGGCCGGCAGUGCCCACUGCCCUCAGUGGUGGUGACCAAAGGGAAAUUCAGAGCUUCGAGACUCAGAUACAAGAAACAAGCAUCUAAUGAUGACAUUAUGAUUGAAUCUCACAAGCUGACGUUCCGUGAGAAGGCCAAGGCUCGAACAGACCACGGAGCGGAAAUCGUCGUCUCCAAACCCCCCAACCUUUCCAGCAGCACUUCCCCCUGGCGUAGCACAUCCGUCAGCGAGAGCCUGGGCUCAGUCGCCUCCUUGUCACCGCUGCAACAGCCAGCUCCCCUUGCAGCGCUUUCUCAGCAAGGCUUGUGACCCCUCCCAGCCCCGUCCCCUGCCCUCUCCCCAGAGUAAUGCAGCUUGGCUCUCUUAACCCUGCCCCUGGCUUUAGGUGAGAAGGGGACAGCGUUUAGCAGGGCUAGCAUCCCUUUCAGCCACAGUGACUCUUCCAAGCAUCCUGGAGGCUUGCCCCUGCCCAAGCGUGUCAGGCUCCAGUUGUCCUUUCUUGGCUGGAAGGGGCUUCCUCCCCUCUCCAUGCCUCAUCCCUUUUGCUUUUAGGGAGAUGCUGGAGCGAGUGUUAGUGUUGUGUGGCAGGAAUGGGCAACUAGUUGACCUCCAGGCUGUGUCUUAGUGGCUGGGUAGGAGCGUGCCUGUGCUGCUGGUGGCUGAAGCCAGGCCAGAGUUAACAGGGAUAAGCUGUGACCUUUCUUUCUGUCUUCAUUUUUAAACAAGACAAGAACCCACCUUUCCCUCCCUGCCGCUUCAGUUUCUGCUGAUCCUGUUUGAUGAUGAUGAUAUAUAUGAUACACACACGUUUAGGCUGUUUUAACUGUUGACUUUAACCUUUUAUUCUUUGUGAUGAUGUGUUGAUGAUUUAUUGUGCUACAGACUCCUGCUAAGUUUCCUUUUCUCUUUCCUUCUUUUCCUAACCGUAGGAGAGUAGAGACAUUAACCGCUGCUGCAGUGCUGGCAUCUUAUUGACAUAUCCAGCAAUUGUAACAAUUUUGUUGUUGGUUGUUUUGGGUUUGGUUUUUUGUUUUUUGGGUUUUUUUUCUUUUAAUAUUUUAAAACGAUGGAGCAAACUCAUGGGAUUAAGCCAUGUCUGAAGUGAAAGGCUCGAGAAUGUGUUAACAGAGAACUUGCUGUAACAGAUCAGAUGCAGCCUGUGUUGACUGCAACGAGACAUGUUGGCUUGAUGCUGGUAAAACCUCUUGUAGGCCCAGGACGUGUUAGCAGGGUGAAGACGGUUUAUUUAUUCACGUUCUCAGCCACAGCCCUGGGAUUGAGCUUUUUCUGGCUAGGGCCUAAGGCCAGAGGAGAGGCAGGAGGCUGCUGUCGCGGUGGAGUUGCAGGUUGACGCGGGCCUGGAGUUCCGAGGCCAAAGCAGGUCUGUGGUGUGCGCAUGUGGUGUGUCAGCAGAGGCCGAUGGGUGGGUGACCGUGUUGUCCGGCUGUCCGGGGCGAGGCCGAGGUGGGGGAGAAGGGAAAGGUCCCCUUUCCCCUGGGAUGAUGCACCCCAGGGUGUGCAGGGGGCUGGGAGGGAGCAGAGCCCUGGCUGGGGCAGGGGCGGCAGGUUUUAGUGCCAGGGAGUUGCAGCUCUGACUAGGACUAAGGAGAUUGACCUACUCGCGGGGGUGUGAGCUCCUCGUUUCACGUUGCAAAUGACACUAAAAUAAUGUAAAUAGAUUAAACCCAAGAAGAACAAAACAGAAAAGAAAAAGUGUUCUUGGGUGGACACAUUAAUUUAAAGCAAAAAAAAAAAAAAGAAAAGCAGCAACCAGAAAAAAAGGCGGAAUAACAAAACACUGGGAUCAAAGUGAACUGAACCAGGCGUGUGCUAAGGGGGGGCUGUCCAAGGAGGAGACAGAGGGAAGCCGGCAGCUUCUCGUGCUUGGGGGAAUCUUUCUGUGGGAAGCCGACAACGACACGAUAACCCAGAAUCUGUAUUUACACACAAAGAUUCUUAUUGCACUUGUAUUUUUUAUAUUAAAGUUUGCAUGAUUUCUAAUAAAAUGGCAUUAAAAUGUACUAGUUUGCAUCAAAGUCGUCUGCUAGUUUCGUAAGUGCUUUUUUCCUCUGAAUACAAAUUUAAAUAAGCAAUGCAGAUUUGCACCUCAAAGGGGCGGUUAUAUAUACCCUGGAAAACUCCCAGUGCUUCCCUUCCUCCUCCUCUUCCUCCCCACUGCACUCCUCCCCUCCAUCCCACAUCCCUUUAAUCCCAACCCAGGGAAAGCUGCCGAGCUGCUCUCUCCCUGCCCCUGUGUUGUGGUGUGUUGUGGUGUGUGGCCUCUGUUGCAGGCCCAGCUCUUCAGUGGGAAGGGCUGGAGCUGGGGCAGGGGCUGAGGCUGGAAACCUCAUUCCUCAAGAGAGCAGAGCUGUGUCAGGAUGCUUUGAAACCCUCCAGCCAGUCCCAUGGGGGUGCUGCUGCCUCCGACCACCCAUUCACCUGCAUGCUGCCCUCCGGUAUAUAUCACUGCCCUUUGCUGAUGCUUCCUUCUUUCUCUUACUGCUAAAUGCUAAACACCAGCUUGAUCUUGUCAAUGUUGGGUUUGGUUUUGUAUUGGUUUUAUCCAACACUUGAAUUGAGGGGAAGUUUCGAGGAGAGGGACUGAGGCGAAGCCCGAUCCCCUCCCUCAGCAGGGGCUGUGCUUCCCCAAGCAAUAAUGCCGAUCCACUCGGGGCUAGGGCAGGCGCUGGCUAGAGGGUCUGGUGCCCCUCGAGAGGCUCUGGUGCUGGCAAAGGUGUGCCUGGAGCCACGCUUCCCUGCUUGCAGGCAGCAAACACAGGCUGGCAGCAGGUGACGCUGACCCCAGGCUCACCGGCUGGGCAGAGGAGGUGGCAGAUUGGUGCUGGUGGCAGUGGCCAGGGACCACUGGAGUGGUUUGAGGCAGGGACGGUGCGGUCCAGGCAGUGGUGGUUCGAGGAGGUCGAAGCUGAGAUGUCGCGUUCCUCUUGCGGUGAUGCCCUGGGGUGAGAUGCCCGGGUGCAGAGAGGCAGCCAGGUCCUGGUCAGAGCUCAGGGGCGGCAGGAGGAAGGGAAGUGGCAAUGUUAGAUGUUAUCUUCUGAGGUUGAAAAAGCAAAAAAGGCAAACCCCGAGCCCACCUUCUCCCCCCACAUUGCUAUUAUCUGCUGUCUUGGCUGCUCCUCAGUCCCGGACUAUGCUUUCAGACCCAUCUCUGAACAUGCACACCCCUUCCCAGACUCUGACACAGUUCAGCCGAGCACCAAGCGGCUGCCCUGUACUUCUGUGCCACUUUCUCUAACACUUGUUGUGCCUGUGUGUAGCUGACAAACAAAUCCAGAUCCACUCCUUGGCUGUGGUUUUUCUAGGACAGUGUCUUCAGGUUUCAUACUGUUUUACUGGGGGGUUAUUUCAUUUUAAGGAAACGGCGCGGGAAGAGAUCCAUGUGUGGGGAAAACAGCUUUAGUUGCCUAAUGUGGAGAGGUGGGAGUGAGCUGGUUUGUGCUGAGACCUUAACUGAGGAUUGCAGGGAAGCUGCUGGCUGGGCAGAGCUGGAGAAGGAGCUGAAUUUGAUGUUGGCUUAAUCUAGGGAAAGAGGGAGCAAAUUCUCCUGGAUGUAAAGAGCUGUGGUGUGAAUUAGAUCAACUUGAAUGUACACAUUGCUGUCCUGAGCUGCUUCCUGUCGCUCCUGCUUUCCCUGCAGCUGCGUUUGGUCUGAUGCUGCUCUGGGGGGGGACAGGAGGAGGAGAGAGGCAGGGGCUGGCAUGGCCAAGCAGGCCGGGGGCUUUGGUGAGCUUGGGUCAGAGCCCUGCUGGUUGGGGCACUGCGGGCAGCGCUUGAGCCCUUUGCUAAGCUCAGGGUCAGGGUGAGCGUUGGCUUGGUAGGGGCUGAGCUGCUGGAGUGAAGAGAACGCAGCAGGAAGGGCUGGGGGUGAGCAUCCCUCUGGCUUGGGCAGGCAGGCUGCAUCACCGUGGCCAUCCUGGUUGCUGGUGCCCAGUGUCUCCAGUUACUCUGGGGCUUUUUACACUGUUAAAGUACAUUCAAGUAACUGAGUUUGUGUGCUUGAGGCCACAGGAGCAGGAGUGCCCUUGGGCUGGCACCCUGACCACAAACUGAAUGUAGUUUUCUAUGCUGACCCCUGCCAUUGUCCCCUGUGGGGCUCUAGGACCCUAAAACAGAUGUUUGUGUUCAGGCCGUUCUAGUUCUCUUGGAGUGUGGCAGGAGCUUGAUGUUGGUGACAGCCUUGGGGUGACCAGGGCUCCUGUGUCCUCCCCACAUGUGGAUGGGGGCAAUGGCAGAGCCCACCCUAAGCUCUUCAGUGCUGGCCCUGCAAAAGGCCGAGUGGCAGCCUCCAGGCUUGGGGGAAAUGGCACCAAAAGCCCUCCUGGCCCAGGGCAGGCUGCGAGGGGGUGGAAAGCUGCGAUGUGAGGCAGCAGCAGUAGCAGCAGGGGUACUCUGGGCUCUCCUUCCUCCUCCCCACCUGAAAUCCAGCUCCAGUAAGCAUCUGCCUUCCAGCUCUCCCUCACAUGGGUCUCGCUGGCCACCAGCCGCUGUCCAGAGAUCAGGCACGAGACUCUGGUCUUGCACCCACUGUGCUCGUCCCACCCCAGCAUUCAGCACUGCCUGCAGCUUUGAUUACCCCAUAACAUAGGUACAGCGAGUAAUGGUGUAGUGGGGGGAAUGACCGUGGGGAGGGGUGGCUGGACUGAGAGGACAGUAGGGCUGGAGACAAGGGUUUGGGACUGAUCCUGGCUCUUGGCUCCCUCUGGGGUCUUGGGAACCUCUCUGCCUCAGUUUCCCCAUCCGCAAGGUGGGGAUGAUACUCCGUUUACCUCACCGGGCUGUUGUGAGCAGUGCGUAACAUGUGCUCUAAGUGUGAUGUGUUCUUACUGUUUUGUGUCAGGAUUAUUCUGCAGCAGCCCCAUCUCCUCGGGGCAGUGAGUGCACCCUUGUGCUGAGGGGAGGUCAGUGCAUGGUGUGAGGCCUGAGACAACAGCUCUGGGAGCUGGGGAGGGGGCCGGGGCAGAGCCCCUCCUGCCAUGGGGUUCAUUCAGACUGGUUUGCUUCUGCCUUUCUAUUUCACCCUCCUGCGAGGGGCAGUACGGCCGUCGUCUCCUUAGCAACAUUUCCUGAAUUGAUGUUGUGAUUCUUACUAUUGUAAAGGGUUGAAAUAAAGCUUCUAGAUGUUC
Messenger RNA from Melopsittacus undulatus (budgerigar), 12795 nucleotides. RefSeq names its product microtubule associated protein 4 (gene MAP4). NCBI's taxonomy places the organism in Eukaryota, Metazoa, Chordata, Aves, Psittaciformes, Psittaculidae. Gene Ontology annotation, cellular component: neuron projection. The record is from RefSeq and is a predicted model, not a curated record. Gene Ontology annotation, molecular function: microtubule binding. The transcript is spliced from 25 exons. Gene Ontology annotation, biological process: neuron projection development; microtubule cytoskeleton organization. The coding region runs from base 223 to 7737 and encodes 2504 amino acids.